AUGGCGGGUCAAAUGUCAAAGAGAAUAUGCAAUCUCUUAAUGAUUAUAACGUUAUGUACGAUAAUGUUUUCAGCACAAGUCGCUCAUUCGAACAAGAGAGCGCUAGAUGUAUGUCUUAGAAAUUGUGUUACGAACGUGUGCAUGAAGACCGGCAAAAAAGCAACUCCAGCCAAAUGUUCUGACGCUUGCAAGCAAGUUUGUGAUGGAAACCCAUACAAUAAUGAGGAAUACUUCGUCCCUGGAGGUAAAAGUCCUGUGAAAAGGUUUUGCGAACAAUUUCCCUGGAUAUGUUAG
This is a messenger RNA of Camelina sativa (false flax), 294 nucleotides long. RefSeq lists its product as uncharacterized. NCBI's taxonomy places the organism in Eukaryota, Viridiplantae, Streptophyta, Magnoliopsida, Brassicales, Brassicaceae. The record is from RefSeq and is a predicted model, not a curated record.